Molecule: messenger RNA, 2028 nt
Organism: Clavispora lusitaniae ATCC 42720
Lineage: Eukaryota; Fungi; Ascomycota; Pichiomycetes; Serinales; Metschnikowiaceae
Molecular function (GO): nucleic acid binding
Source: RefSeq, a predicted model, not a curated record
AUGACCCAAAGUUCGGACCAAAGUGCGUCGUUUGUCAGUACAAUUACAAAAAUUGUUUUCGAAAGUGGAGGUGGAGAAAGAAUUGAGAAUAAUGAAUCCACAGCCGAAUUUCCUUUGAAGAUUAUUGUUGACCCAUCAAAUUCUUCGUCUACUCAAUCUAGCCAGGAAUUGAAAAACCAUUUGACAAUGAAUGGGUACUCAUGGAAACCAGCUCAUCAGAACAUUGAGGUUUCGUUGCUAAGAUUAGAGGAGAGUAAUAAUCUAGUUAAUCAUCUUGCGGAACACGCAUGGAACUUUAGCUUCGAUUACUCCUCUUUUGCAAACCACCCGGGACUACUUCUAGUUAAAGGUCUUAACCGUUCAAAGUCAUCUGAAGAAGAAUUAAAAAGCUUCUUUAAUUCUAAAUCCAGAUUCAGGUCGUUAAACGAAGUUUCCUUCAUUAGUCUUUCCGCGGAGGACAAUACACCCACUGUUGCUGCUGUAUUAAAAUUUGAAAAUUAUGUUGAUGCAGACAUGCUAUUGGAAAAUCCUCCAGAUGCAACAAAUUUUGCAGCUGAGGGGCCCUUGACUUUAUGUCGCUAUGUGAAAAAAAGAGAUAGAUCCAAAAACCAAGCAGAUGGUCUGAUAACUGGGUUACCUUCCAGUUCUGCAAAUUUUGAUACUACCCAAGAUGAUUCCAUGGAAUACGACACAGUUGUAAUUGAAAAUUUUUGUGACUUCCUUGGUGGGCCUACUACUGUUGAAGUAAUUCAGCAAAUAAUUGCGAAGUUUCUGUUGUUUCACAAAAUUGAGAGGGUAUACUUCCCAGUUACGAAAGUGGAUUCAGAAAAGUUCGCCUUCAAAAAAUGUGGUUACAUUAAAUUCACUCAUUCAAGAGAAUUGAUGAGCGAUACGUUGAAGUGCUUAUACUACUUGAAUGAUUUGACUCAGAAAGAAUUACUUGACUUUUCGAGCAGUAACAUCUAUGAAAUUCAAAAUGAUGUUAAUGCGCCAACCCCAAUAAGAAAGGGUUCAAAGAAUUCUGUUCUCAAGUUGGUAAUUGCCCAAAGAAAGCACAACCACUACUUGUUCCAGAAUAGAGAUAACGCUUUCCUAACAUCCAUCGGACUGCCCGAGUUAACUUUCGUUGAAUCACCUUUAGAUGAUCUUGUUCUCGUAAACGAUAUUGCUAAAUCUUUCACGAAGAAUUCUAACUACCAAGAAACAAAUGUUUACGUGAACAAUUUCCCAAUACUUUUUGAAAACAAUGAUGAGUUAUGGGCUGAAUUUUGGAACCAAUUUGGGGUUGAUUGCAUCAAAUCUGCUAGAAUCAUUAAACCCCAAUUUUACUCGAAGAGAUCCGAAGGACCUUUGGGGAAGAUUGGUUUUGUUUUCUACGAGGAUUUUAGAAUGGCAUUACGGGCCAUAAUCUUGACAAACAAUAAAGUUGUCACUUACAAAAAUCACCCGAGUAUCCUCAUACAAACCUCAUUUGCAAUCCAGAAAGGUGGCCAUUCUUCAGUUUCAAAUGGAAAGAUGCCACCUUCUAAGUAUUCACUAAACUCCACUCCCGAAUACAACUACUUUCCCCCUCCAGACAACCCAUACAUGCAUCGGAUGAACUUGCAUAUGAAUGAUUCAUACUACUUCAUGGAUUUACCUUACGCAAGAAAUGAGUCUCCUCCUCAAAGCCCGCCAUUUUUCAACCCAGGAGAUGGAUUUGUAUACAACCCAUACAUUCUUCCAAUACAGUAUCCGUCUAACCAUACGGACGAGGACACCAGAAAAGAGGAAGAAGGGCUCAAUCCCCACAAGUCGUUGAAGACAAUAUCCGCUGGGCAACCUAUGCCAAGCAACCAGUAUCCAGUUCCUUAUGGAUAUUAUUAUUUAUAUUAUCCGUAUUCUUCUCCAAUGAGGAUGAAUCCAAUGCAGCCUGUACCCAUGAAUGGACCAUUGCUUCCUGUUGCUCCAAAUGUCCCAUUCAAGCAUUUUCCAUCACUGAAAAAUGGGAGAGACAAAAGAAAUGCACAAGAGAAAGAAGGUGUAUAA